CGGCUGCUGGCCGCCCGUUGCUCCCGUGGUUGCGGCUGAUGACGUCCGCUGAGACGUGCGGGGCUCUGUGAGGGCUCGCCACGGGGGGCUGGGUGAGGCUGGGGCCGGUCCGGGAGGGCUUCCCGGCGGUGGAGCUGGGAGGGGCUGUCCUGCAGCAGGCGUGCGGUGCAGAGGCCCCGGGAGGCCAGCCAGGGGCCGCGGGGUGGAAGCACCUGAGAACGUUGCUCCGCCUCCGUCCCCACCUGUGUGCGCGUCUCUCAGGGCCUCAGCCCGGUGGGGUCUUCCUCUGAGCCCCUGGACCUGAGCAUGAGGGUCUGUCUAGGGGAGAAAGCCCCAGACAGGGGGACAGAUGGACUGCCAGCUUUCCCGGGACCACUGAGCGGGAGGAAGUGUCGGGAGGGUCCCCUCCCAUUCCCGCGUCUUUGAGCUGGGUGGGAGGUUUCGGGGUGUGGUCUGGAACCCAUGGUGUUUUCCGGAACGUGGGUCUCUGGCCUCUGCACCCGCUGGAGCUCCGGACGAGCAAGGCGGCUGGGGAGGAGCCUGGUUUCUCCUCGUUCUCAGUGCAGAGGGGAGCUAGGGCACGAGGGCCUUGAGUCCAGCAGACCUGGCGUGGGCCGCGAGCCUUGUCCCUAGGACCACGUGGGCCUGGAUUUCCUCGCCCAUAGAGCGAGUGGGGGAAGGGAGCGUGUUCUCGGCAAGACUGUCGUGCAGGAGAGGCGGAGCGACCCCACAGAUAGUUUCCGGGGGGCUGCAACAUCGGUGUGCAGCCGUGUCUUUUCUCUGUGAAAGUCGUGUCUGACGUCUUCUGUCCAGCAGGAGGGUGAGGGGCUGGGGCAGGUCAGUACCCUGACCUCGGGGUUAGCUCUUUGGAGGGGUACGGAGUAGGGAGGCCUUCCCCGGGGACUCACGUUAGAAGGAGAGCCAUACUCAGGAAAAGCAGGAGGGACUUAGCACAGUGGCCUCCUUCCUUGGGGCAGCAGGCUGAGGUUGUACCUUGCUGCUGGGUGUCCGGGGUGCCCGUGCUCUGCUCCCGGCGACCCUCGCCGCAGCCCUUCCUGUGAUGGGAGGCCAGGCUGCGCGUCAGUCCUGCAGCCAUCUCCGGGGCUGGGACUCAAGGCUGGGGUGCGGCUCCUCGUGCCUCAACCGGCCACCUGACGGACCAGCCGCAGCCCUGCGUCCCCCCGCCUCUGGCUGCUGGUGUGUGCCCUCCAGCUUCGGCCCCACUCCCAGAGAGGCCACACUGCUCUUACUUCCACACGAGUCUUUCAGAGCAACGCGGGGUGGUGGUUCUCGGUGAACCAGCAGCGACGUCUCCUGGCGUCAGAGCUGGGCCGCAGAACUGCUUUCGCGAGUUCGCUCUUUCGGUGGCGCGCACCGUGGGGUGCUGUUUUUAGUACACCCACGAAAUUGUGCAGCCGUGACAUCUGUCUAGUUCCAGAACAUUCCAUCACCCCCAAAUGAGCCCUUUGUCCGUUAGCAUCACUGCCCUAGUCCUCAGGAGCUAGUCUCUCUCGAACAGCUUCAUUGAGAGAGAACUACUCACGUGUGAACAGUUUGAAGUGCACAACUGAACAGUUUCUAGCACAUUCAUAGACGGGUGUGGCCACCUCCACAUUUCCCUCACCCCGAAAGCCCCAGACCCUUAACCACCAGCGCCCUGUACCUGGUCUCUUACCUGUGCUCUGUGUCCAUUUGCUGUUCUCAUGUAGCGUGGGGGGGCGUGACUGGACGCAGAGAAAGGCUGGCGCGUUCUGGGGGGUCCUCUCCUUCCUCUGUGACCUUACCUGACCCCGGUGCAUAUGCUGUCCUGGGCACGUAGGCUCGGUGUGCCCGCAAGCCAGCCCGGUGUGCUGGAGCAGUCAGUCAUCCCGAAGCCAGGAGUCUGAGACCCGUGUGCUGGGCUCCUGGUCCUCGCAGAGGCGCCCGGGCCCUGGGGAAUCGCCCGGCCUGCAGCCACGGCCUUGGUGGGGGUGCCAGAGGCGAGUGCAGCCGGCUGCCCCCUGGGUCCUCAUGGUGGAGGGGAGGGGGUUUCCUUCUGCUGCGCUUCCACGCUGUCGUCCAUGGUCCCUGGGAGGUUCGGGGGGCAGACGUGCUGUUGCCUGGAUUAGAGGCGCCGGGCCCCACACGAGUGCUUUCUCCGGCAGCUCGGAGGAGAUGGACCCUGCGCGCUGCGGUUUACCCGCUGCAAGUGUGCAGGUCGGCCGAGCCCUGUGUCACAGUCGUGCGGUCCUCAUCAGGGCUAGCCUUAAGAUGUUCCCUCUCCCCAGGUGGGGCCCCGUCCCCAUUAGCGGUGACCACCCCCCUCCCCUGGCCCCCAUGAGCCCCCUUCCCGUCCGUGGACGUGUCACACGUGGACUCACGCUGCGUGGCCUGUGUCUGGUUCCCUCCCCGUGCGUUGUGGGCUCGUGGUCCCUCCUUGCUCCCGCUCAUGGCCAGGGACGCUCCUGUGCGUGGGGGACCGCGUGAGCACCUGUUUCCCCGUCCCAGUGCACAUUUCGGCCGUUUUCACCUCACGCCCUCCGAGUCUGCUGCUCUGAACACCAGGUGUCCAUUCCGCCAGGUCGCUGAGCAAGGGGGCUGCCGUGCUGUCCGGGUCCCGAGUGGCCGGCGGCGCGCCCAGCGGUAACUGACGCGCGCCGGUGCUGUUGGUGCGUUGAGUAGGGCCCCCGAGGGUCAGCGUCAUCCCCUAGAGAUGGGGGCCCACACGGUCUGCGAGCUGAGCGGGAUCACGAGCGUCCCCGCUUCAGAGCUCCUGGCCUUGGACCUCCCAGCAGUCCAGCUGAGCAGCUCUUGGGGUCCUGGCCCAGAAGCCUAACCUGAGAUUUGACCGCACCCCCAGGAUGCUCUAGUUCCUCGGUGGUACCCACGGGGAGGAGACUGUGGUUAGGGGUUGUCCCUCAGCCACCUGCCAUCCUGGGGUCUUUCACAUGGCCUGGUUGUGUUUUUGGAAUGUUCUGAAAUGUGAGUCAGACUCUGGGACUGGGCCCCACCCUUCUGCACCGGGGUGUCGAGCCCCGCUCUCAGCGCUGAGGUCUGUUGGGGGCUCUGGCCGGGAGGCAGCCCUAGGGACAGGGCGGGGGCCGGCCCAGCGCGCCCUGCCCGCCGCUGACCGCCUGUCCGUCCGCAGCCCCAGUGGGAAGAAGUUCCGGAGCAAGCCCCAGCUGGCGCGGUACCUGGGGGGCUCCAUGGACCUGAGCACCUUCGACUUCCGGACGGGCAAGAUGCUCGUGGGCAAGAUGAACCGGAGCCGCCAGCGGGUCCGCUACGACUCGGCCAGCCAGGCCAAGGGCAAGCCGGACCUGAACACGGCCCUCCCCGUCAGACAGACAGCGUCCAUCUUCAAGCAGCCAGUGACCAAGAUCACCAACCACCCCAGCAACAAGGUGAAGAGUGACCCACAGAAGGCCGUGGAGCAGCCUCGGCAGCUCUUCUGGGAGAAGAAGCUGAGUGGUCUCAAUGCCUUCGACAUCGCCGAGGAGCUCGUCAAGACCAUGGACCUCCCCAAGGGCCUGCAGGGCGUGGGGCCAGGCUGCACAGACGAGACCCUGCUGUCGGCCAUCGCCAGCGCCCUGCACACCAGCACCAUGCCCAUCACCGGGCAGCUCUCCGCCGCCGUGGAGAAGAACCCUGGGGUGUGGCUGAACACGGCCCAGCCCCUCUGCAAGGCCUUCAUGGUGACCGACGAGGACAUCAGGAAGCAGGAGGAGCUGGUGCAGCAGGUGCGCAAGCGGCUCGAGGAGGCGCUGAUGGCCGACAUGCUGGCCCACGUGGAGGAGCUGGCGCGGGACGGCGAGGCGCCGCUGGACAAGGCCGGCGCCGACGCGGAGGACGACGAGGAGGACGAGGAGGACGAGGACGAGCCCGACCAGGACCAGGAGAUGGAGCACGUGUAAAGCAGAGGCCCCGCGGAGGCCUGCGUGCGGGGCGCGCCCUGCAGACUCCGCUGUCUCCACACUCGGACCAGGCUCUGGGGCCCAGCCCAGCAGGCCGGGGAUGAUGGCGGCCCCUCCUAGGCCUUCCCAGGCGUGUCCCCUCCCCUGGGUCCUCGGGGGCACGGCUGGAGGACAGUUCUGCCUACGGGCCCGGCACGUUUGCUCUCCUCUGAAGGGUCUGGGUCCAGACGCACCCGUCGCCCCUGGGCCUGGCUGCAGGGGUCUUCCUUGGAACCCUCCCCCCGCCCUGGACUCGGGGCCGGCCUUGUCCCCACGGCCACAUCACACGGGACAGCUGCCGCGGGGCGGCCUGUGAGGGUCCCCAAGGGGCUGGAGAAAUAUUUUUUGGAACAGUCCUCCCUGCCCCCAGCGUGUGAGGGACGCUGCUCCAGGGUCCGCACGUCAGACCUCCAGGAAGGGGGUGCGGGACGGCUGUCCUCUGCGCCCACUGGAGGGCGAGGCCAAGACCGCUCCGAGCUCAUCUGAAGGCAAACGCACAGCCCAGACGUUUUCCUUCAAUAAACCCGCGUACAAACGAGGCUGGACGUCCGCUCGACCGGUCAGCCCAUGCGUCUGCUGCACGUGGAGGCGAACUUCGCCUUUGUGUCGGGGGAGCUCACCGUCCGCGUGGCCGCCCCUGCCCGCGGUCCGCCGGCCAUCAGCGACACCCAGCUCCCGGCCGACGUCCGGGGCCGGGGCUCCAAGACAGCUGUGCCAUGGGCCAGGGCUCCGCGUCCCCCUCCCCCUGUGGCGGGGACGGUGACGCCUGGCGCUCAGGGCCAGAGCUGGUGCUGGGGCCACGGCCUCUCCGGGGUCCUGUCCUGGGGUGUGUUCUGUGGGCCCAGUGUUUCCAGCACCCGGUGCCCAGAGCAGCGGCCUCAGAGGAGCUCGGGGUGCGGAGGCCGUUGGAACCGUGUCACUCCGCCCGCCACCUCUUAGCUGGAGUGCCUUGGGUGAGGGGAACCCUCCCGUCCCCGCUCAGCCCCGGUUCACAGCCCAAGACUGUGGGGCAGGACCUGGGCUGUUGCGUGUGUGGCUGUUACCCUGGCUGAUGCGCAGGGUCGGGGAGGUAGUGAGAGGCACCUGGCGGUCCGAGGACGCUGGCCCAGCUCGGCACACGGCAGCUUCGUGCCCGGCCCAUCAAAGCACAAAUUCUCCGGGACCAGCGUGGGAGUGCGUGCAGGCCCGCAGGGGCCCCGGGCCACCACCGGCCCCCAGGAGGGCCCCUCCCCUGAGGCCACAUGGCCUCCUGCCCUUCAGAGGCCACAGCUGCUGAGGGAGCUCUGUCUGGGGCUGGCCCCUGCGUGGGCCUGAGGUCCAGGUGCUGGGGCCCCUGCCCAGCCGGGGGGACUGCGGGGCCCGGGAGGCGCCGUGUGCCGUGGGCGACUGUUGAAUAAAGCCGUCUCGGUGAGUGUGG
Messenger RNA from Mustela erminea (ermine), 5349 nucleotides. RefSeq names its product methyl-CpG binding domain protein 3 (gene MBD3). The transcript has 6 exons. Bases 2928 to 3893 code for a protein of 321 amino acids. The record is from RefSeq and is a predicted model, not a curated record. Gene Ontology annotation, molecular function: DNA binding. Lineage: Eukaryota; Metazoa; Chordata; Mammalia; Carnivora; Mustelidae.